Cydia amplana is the source of this 1457-nucleotide messenger RNA. RefSeq names its product cleavage stimulation factor subunit 1 (gene CstF50). Gene Ontology annotation, molecular function: RNA binding; protein binding. NCBI's taxonomy places the organism in Eukaryota, Metazoa, Arthropoda, Insecta, Lepidoptera, Tortricidae. The coding region runs from base 136 to 1437 and encodes 433 amino acids. The transcript is spliced from 11 exons. Gene Ontology annotation, biological process: mRNA 3'-end processing. The record is from RefSeq and is a predicted model, not a curated record. Gene Ontology annotation, cellular component: mRNA cleavage stimulating factor complex.
GGAAAACCAUAGACCCAUAAAUCUAUCCAUAGACAAGCAAGUUUAUGUUUUACGUUGUUGUCAAACAUAAAUCUAACCUUUACCACCGGUAUAAAAUCUGCAAUUUUGCAAUUAUUUUGUAGCUUUCAAGACAAAAUGAAGGAAAAUAAUGGACAAGACAUUGAUACCAGGAAUGUUGUUAAGAACAGGGAGUUGCUAUAUCGCAUGAUCAUCAGCCAGCUUUACUAUGAUGGCUUCCAGCCCAUAGCCGCUACGCUGGCAGCGGCUGUACAUGCGGACCCGUGCCCUCCGAGUGACAGGUUGUUGAAUGUGAUGAUGGUAGGUCUCCAGCAUGAGCCGGAUCGUAAGGACCGUCUGGCAGCCUCCAGCGGUGCCGAGCACUUGCUUGGAACUACAGGUUUCGACUUGGAGUACGAGAUGGACGCAUCCUCCCUCGCCCCCGAACCAGCGACCUACGAGACGGCCUACGUGACGUCACACAAGAUGGCGUGCCGCGCCGGCGCAUUCAGCGCGUGCGGCCAGCUAGUGGCUACGGGGAGUGUUGACGCUAGUAUCAAGAUCUUGGACGUGGAGCGUAUGCUGGCCAAAUCGGCGCCUGAAGAAGUGGACCCGGGCCGAGAGCAGCAGGGGCACCCUGUUAUUAGGACCCUGUACGAUCACACGGAUGAGAUAACGGCCCUGGACUUUCAUCCUCGUGAACAGAUCCUGGUGUCGGCCUCUCGUGAUUGCUGCAUCAAGCUUUUCGAUAUCACCAAGGCGAGCGCCAAGAAGGCCUACAAAAGUAUCACGGACGCCGAGCAAGUCCUAUGCGUAGCUUUCCAUCCCCUGGGUGACCACAUCAUCGCUUCCACCACCCACCCCGUGAUACGUCUGUAUGACGUCACAACCAGCCAAUGCUUCGUGUGUCCCGUACCCAGCCAUCAUCACACCAAACAAGUCAAUGCUAUCAAGUUCUCACCGAACGGCAAAUACUUCGCUAGCGGCAGUGCCGACGGCUGCGUCAAACUGUGGGACACCGUUUCUAAUCGCUGUUUCAACACAUUCGUGAACGCGCACGACGGUUCCGAAGUGUGCUCCGUCACCUUUACGAGGAACAGCAAGUAUCUCCUGACUUCUGGUAUGGACUCUUCUAUAAAACUAUGGGAGCUGUCGAGCAGCAGAUGUCUUAUUCAGUACACUGGGGCAGGAACAACCGGCAAGCAGGAGCAUCACGCGCAAGCCAUAUUCAACCACACUGAAGAUUAUGUCAUCUUCCCUGACGAAGCUACUACUUCCUUAUGCACUUGGCACUCUAGAAGCGCGUCUAGAGGUCAACUCAUGUCCCUGGGACAUAACGGCGCUGUCAGACACAUCGUGCACUCGGGCACGGCGCCCGCCUUCCUGACCUGCAGCGAUGACUACAGGGCGCGCUUCUGGUUUAGGCGUAACACGCAUUAAUAUCUACACGUUACCAAAGA